Glycine soja is the source of this 821-nucleotide messenger RNA. RefSeq names its product class I heat shock protein-like. Bases 159 to 593 code for a protein of 144 amino acids. The transcript has 2 exons. NCBI's taxonomy places the organism in Eukaryota, Viridiplantae, Streptophyta, Magnoliopsida, Fabales, Fabaceae. Gene Ontology annotation, biological process: response to salt stress; response to heat; protein folding. The record is from RefSeq and is a predicted model, not a curated record.
CCAAAAGAAGGACUCCGAAUCCAAGAUAUACUUGUUAGGAUUGCAGUCCUGUUCUUGAUAAGGGACAAGCUCAUCGUCAAAGAAUCCGAAGCACAAACACAACAAUCGAGCUUGCAACUUCACCCAAGUCUCAAACAACCUUUUAAACCUCAUCAAACAUGUCUCUGAUUCCAUCAUUGCUAAGCAACAGAAACAUCAUGGACCCCUUCUCCACCAACAUCUGGGCACCCUCUGACUCCGACAGCGAGGUUUCCGCCUUCGUGAACGCACGUGUGGACUGGAAGGAAACCCCGGAGUCGCAUGUGUUCAAGGCGGACUUGCCGGGGCUGAAGAAGGAGGAGGUGAAGGUGGAGGUGGAGGAAGGGCGCGUGUUGAACAUCAGCGGAGAGAGGAGCGUCGAGAAAGAGGACAAGAAUGAGAAGUGGCACCGCGUCGAAAGGGGUCGUGGAAAGUUCCAGAGGAAGUUCUGGUUGCCUGAGGAUGCCAAAGUUGAUGAAGUGAAGGCCUCUAUGGAGAAUGGAGUGCUCACUGUUAUUGUUCCUAAGGUGCCGGACAAGAAGCCUGAGGUAAAGACCAUUGAGAUCAGUGGUUGAAUAACUUCAAUUGAGACCAUUGAGAUCAUAUGAUACUUGAACCUCUUGAAUAGGAGUUAAUUGUUAGAAAGAAUGGCAAAAUAAAAUUCAAUAAUCGAUGUAUAAAAAUCGUAUUCGUUUUCUUAAGUGUUAAUGUUGUGGUGGUUGUAAAUCUUGUAUUAAUUUUUACUUGUGAGGUAAUUCACUAGUUUCUUGUAAUAAAACAUAAAGGGAGAAAUUACUGUUUUA